CGGCGAUCCAUUCGCCUUGGUAACCGUACGUGAAGUAGUUGUAUGCAUAGGCUUGCCGGCUCUAGGGACUCGUUGUAGUGGGCGCGGUCCCUGACCCGGCCCUGUCGAGGGCGGUGCCAUUGAUGCCACGCCCCCGCGUCCUCUCCGUAGCCAGAGACUCGCCGGAAAACAGUGAGCUUGCCUGAGCUAGGAGGGGUAUGGUCGUUGUCUUGCGUCUUCCGGCUUCUACAGCCACUUCCCACGGAAGUCGGGGGAGCCGCCCUCUCGACUAUCUUCCGUCACACACUUCUGUUCUCUCACCUCAGACGCUGCUGGUCCUCAGUCGCGCUCUGGUUCGCGCCUACUUAGGGGCCCUGUCCCCCACGCUACUCACUGCCCUUUCCCCUCCCACCCAUCUAAAAUGUCUAGUAGCCUCCAGAGCGUCUUUCUGAAAACCGCAGAGGAAAAGUCAGGCUCGCACUGUAUUUCAGGGUGCAUGUACCAAGUAGUUCCUACGAUUGGCACCGAUGGAAAAAAACUUCUGCAAUUACUUCCAAUUCCUAAAUCUUCUGGAAAUCUUAUCCCAGUAGUUCAAUCUCCAGUCAUGUCUCAUGGUUUGAAAGCAAAUACUGAAAAACAAUUUCAAGUUACUUUUCAAACUCAGAUUUCCAGCUCUCCCACAAGUGCAUCAGUUCAAUUGCCUGUUUUUCAGCCAGCCAAUACUACAAAAUGUUUUCUUACAGGAGCAGUAGAUACAUCAGGAAAAGAUAGAGUUACUUCUGUGGGGACUGGAAAUUUUAUACCACCAAUUUCUAACAUUCAGAAUCAUGGUGUGAACAUUCAUACACUCACCAGGCAAACACUUACUACUACUCCCUCAACACAAAAUGAUUCAUCUUAUUUUAUAGUCAAUACCCCAAGUCUCCCAGCAAAUGUGAAUUCUUCAAUUUUGCCUUUUGGGCAAAAGAUUCCACCCCAUGCUAAAGUGAAAUCUGUACUUGCAUCAUCCUUUCCUCCUUUGGUUCAGCAAAAGAUACUUGGAACUGCAACCACAAGUACCUCCCAAAUACCAACAGCUAUUUAUGUACCUGCUAUAAAUUCAGUGAACGUUUUUGUUACCAAGAAAACUCAGAAUAUUUACCCGAUACCAGCGACAUUCAAUACCUCACAAAUUCCACCAAAUGUUGCUACAAAAACACUGUUAAAAGGUGGUCAUCAUCCUCAAGCUGCUCCAGUCAACUCGAUUUUUCAAGAGUGUCUACAGCCUGGAAUUCCAUGUCUUGUUCCUGUUAAGUCUUCAAAUAAUGUGGCUACAAAGGUUUUAAACACUUUUAUAGGUAGGAAAAAUCUGGGAAAUAAUACAAUAGAUACACCUCUGUUGAGUACCAACAGUUCUAGCAAGACACAGUCUGUAAGUGUGCCUAUUAAAGAUGAUGCUUUGAUAAUGUUUAAUGGGAAAGUCUGGUUGAAUAAAAAGGGGACAUACGGUCUGCCAUCAAAAAUUGAUCAGCACAAUUCUGUUUCUUCUGAUAUUCCACUAAAAGAUUCAUCACAGGUAGGAAGUUCAAGUCUGGUUGCAGAAAUAUCCAGAGAGGUUUUAAAUAGCGUUUUGGUUAAAAGUAAAUCUUUUCAAUUGAAGACAAAAUCACUUUCAAAUUCCCAAUUUGCUUCCAUGGCCAAUCUAAGAGCAGAGAAGAAUGAAAAAGUGGAGAGACCACCUUUUUAUGUCAUAAAUCCACAUACUCUGAACCAGCCCACUCACUGCCUUAAACAGAGUAAGACUGUAUUUAUAAACCCAGCUUUUCCAGAUGGAUUUAGGACAGGACAGAAUGCCCCCAGAAAAGGAAAUCUCGUCCAGAACAUAGAGAAAGUAUGCUCCUCUGUUGAUGCAGCAACUGUAACUUCUCAGCAGUGUGUUUUCAGAGACCAAGAAUCACAGACCCAGUAUGAGAUGGCAUCAAUAUUAAAAAAAGAAAUUCAAGAAAGAAGUAACAAGAAAUACUCUCAAGGAAGCCAUACUAAUACUAAGGCAUCAUAUCUGAAGAAUGAUGCUGAAUUUAAAAAGCUAUUUGGUCUCACUAAAGAUUUGAGAGUUUGUCUUACUCGCAUUCCUGACCAUCUGGACUCUGGAAAAGCUUUUAAUUCUUUUAACAGUUUGGUGAAAAGUAGUUCUUACAAAGAUGCAAACUUUAUGGUGAAGGAAGAAGAAACAAAACAGAGUUUCUCUAAGAAAAGAAAAGCAAAAACCAUGAAGAAGAUGCAUUACACAAAAAAAAGAAAGAUUGAAAAUGCUGAUGACCCAGUCAUGAAUGUCAUGAAUGGAACUGAUGCUGCUAGUUCCCAACUCCUUAGUAGUAUUUUACCAACAUCAGACAUAUCACAACAUGACAUUGUCACAAGCCAUAAUACAACCAGGGAAGACAAGAGAACUGAGGCAGAACACUGUUCUCAUGACAAGCAGGAAAAGGACACAUUAAGUUCAAGCACAUCUUUUGAAGAAAGUACUUAUUUUAAUAAAAACUUUACUGAAGAUAUUUUUCCAGUGACACCACCAGAACUAGAAGAAACCAUCAGAGAUGAAAAAAUAAGAAGACUUAAGCAAAUUCUAAGAGAAAAAGAAGCAGCUCUUGAAGAAUUGCGUAAGAAGAUGCACGAAAAACAAUAAAAUGUCUAUGGGUUAAAGACUUACAUUAAUUCGCCCUUACCUGUAAGGAAUCCCUAGUGGAUGCCUGAAACUGGAGAUGAUACCAAAUCUUGUAUAAAACCACUGUAGAGUCAUGACGUUUGUUAACAACUAAAUGUCUACUUAGAUAUAACAGGCAAGUAUACUGAAUGAAGAGGAUGAUCGAUAGCCUCAAGAGAACACUGGAAUUUUUGUCACACUACUCAGAAAGAUAAUUUAAAAGUUAUAGAUUCAUUCUUUGUCGAGUUUCUCAUCUAUACUUAGACAUCUGUGCAUGAUGGGGAACUAAAGACAAAAGCAACUAACUGCAAGUUAUAAGGGACUACUCUUACUUGUAAAGGCGCUCUGAAAGUGUCUUUGUAUAUGAAAUUUGAGUUCUAGAAAGGACUGAGUCAUGAUUUGUCAAUAGCCUACAUGAAGUAUUUUGACUUACUUGUUCUGGAAGAAAAGUUUGGAUAUUUUUCUGUGAAAUGCAAUUCUCCAGAUUUGAGCAUUUUGUACAGGGUUUCUGUUAAUGUUUUCAACUAAAUUCCUCAGGUCUUACCCUAAGAAUGUUGUGUAUAAACUCUACAAGCCCAGAUAUGAAGUCAGCUGUUAGCAUAACUUUACCAUUGAGUUUGUAUGUGGACUGUCUUGGUCUUAUUAAUCAUAAAAAUGAUACGAUCUAUUUGAUAUUGUUAUUUUUAUUUCAUCAAAUAAAAUCUAUUAUAAUAAAUGUAUUCAAAUAUUUUUCGA
Molecule: messenger RNA, 3397 nt
Organism: Mastomys coucha (southern multimammate mouse)
Lineage: Eukaryota; Metazoa; Chordata; Mammalia; Rodentia; Muridae
Gene: Lrif1
Product: ligand dependent nuclear receptor interacting factor 1
Exons: 4
Coding region: 401-2644 (747 amino acids)
Biological process (GO): regulation of DNA-templated transcription
Molecular function (GO): nuclear retinoic acid receptor binding
Source: RefSeq, a predicted model, not a curated record